AUGUUUUUAACAAUUGAAGAGAUUGUAUUAUGGUUACGUUUAAGUAUAUUUGAAAUAUGGAUUCAUUUAAUAUCGAUAACAAUUUUCUCAAUAUUAUUACCAUUAAAAUUGGAUAAUUAUUUAGAUGAAUAUAAUUGGUUUAUAAUUUUUAUACCAUUAUAUGUAUGCGAUAUUUUAAACGCAUAUUUUAAUGUUAUCCUAGUGAUACGAUUAUAUUUGGAGAAUUCAUUUAAAGUGGCAUUUGUACGUGCCUUCUCUUCAUCUGCAUACUUUAUUUUACCGAUUUUCUUUAAAAUAUUAUUAUGUAAGAAAUUGGAAGGUGAACCGUUAGAAUAUUCUGAAGUGUUUGCAGCUUUGUUUGUUUUAUUACAGCUGAUGGCGAUUAAAGCGUGUCAAUUGAAUAAUCAAUAGUUUUUAAUUUUUUUUUUUUUUGUAUGA
Messenger RNA from Chrysoperla carnea, 438 nucleotides. RefSeq names its product transmembrane protein 203. Lineage: Eukaryota; Metazoa; Arthropoda; Insecta; Neuroptera; Chrysopidae. The transcript has a single exon. The coding region runs from base 1 to 411 and encodes 136 amino acids. Gene Ontology annotation, biological process: intracellular calcium ion homeostasis. Gene Ontology annotation, cellular component: endoplasmic reticulum. The record is from RefSeq and is a predicted model, not a curated record.